AUGUGUCAAUUUAAAAAUUUUUAAAAAUCUUGCAUUUAUUCAUGUAUAUUUAUUGCUAGAGCUUCUUAAUAAAUUAAUUCAUAGUAUUGCUAAAUUUAAUUUUAUCUAAUACAUUCAUUCAAAAAAAAUAAAUAGAGCAUGGUGGCUUAUCAAUUUAAAAGCUAUAUAGAAAAACCCCCUCUUUUUUUAAUUUGUUAUCGGUAUCGAAAUUAUAAGUUUACAGCUCAAGGCUCUGAUAUCACGUAAAAAGUAUUUGAUGGAAAAUAAUAAAAAUUUCAACAAAAAAAUUUAAGAAUAAAGGAAAUUUUGUUAAUUAUUAUAAAAAUCAAAAAUAGUUUUUCUUACUAUUUUUGGCAAGAUAGCUCAGAUUACUUAAUAUUUAGAUUUAUAAAGUAAAUCUGA
Messenger RNA from Tetrahymena thermophila SB210, 402 nucleotides. RefSeq lists its product as hypothetical. The transcript has a single exon. The record is from RefSeq and is a predicted model, not a curated record. NCBI's taxonomy places the organism in Eukaryota, Ciliophora, Oligohymenophorea, Hymenostomatida, Tetrahymenidae.